AUGCAUUUCGCACGACGCGCUCACCGCGCGCUCUCAUCUCACCCGACGAGACAAUUAUCCACGACCACCAAAUCCACAUCCACCCCUUCCGGCCUCUCCAUCAACUCCGCCCGACUAUGGGAUACACUCCACGAAACCUGCGAAUGGGGAUCUGCCCAUCGCUACGGCGAAGCACGUGAAGAAACCGGCAUGGCGCGCCUCACACUCACCGACUCUGACGCGCGAGUUCGUCGCUGGCUAGCCGACGAGGUCAAAAAGCUAGACUGCACCCUCGUUGUCGAUCAGAUGGGGAACAUGUUUGCGCGACGGGCGGGUCGACGUCGUUCGCAGGCUCCAAUGACGGCUAUGGGCAGCCAUUUGGAUACCCAGCCCCGGGGAGGUCGGUAUGAUGGGAUCCUGGGGGUGAUGGCUGCGUUGGAGGUGCUGAGGACGAUGAAGGAGAGUGGGUAUGAUACGGAGUUUGAUGUUGGGUUGGUGAAUUGGACGAACGAAGAAGGCGCCCGGUUCCCCAAGUCCAUGUGUUCUUCUGGCGUCUGGGCCGGCGCCAUCCCCAUCCAAGCGGCCUGGGAUCUGCGUGACAUUCACAACCCGGCCGUGACGCUGCGGUCUGAACUGGAGCGAACCGGAUGGCUCGGCGACGUGGCCUGCUCGCCGACCGGCGUGCCCCUAGGAGCGCACUUCGAGCUGCAUAUCGAGCAGGGUCCGAUUCUGCUUGAGACCGGGCGCUCGUUGGGCAUCGUCCAGGGGGCCCAAGGGUACCGGUGGCUCUCGGUCACGGUGCAUGGGCGGGACGCGCACACGGGGACGACGCCGCUCAGCGCACGGAAGGACCCGCUGCUCGCGGCGUCGAAGAUGAUCGCUGCGUCGAAUGCGGUGGCUCAGAAGCAUGGGGCGUUGGCGUCCACGGGGGUGAUCAAGACGCCGGCGAAUGCUUCCACGAAUACGGUUGCGUCGCAGGUCAACUUCACCUUGGAUAUCCGGCAUCCGCAGGACAGCGUGGUCGAGGCGGUGCAGAGGGAGUGUCUCGAAGCGUUCGAUGAAAUCGCGACGCAGGAUGGAAAGGGCGUCUCCUUUGACUGGAAGCUGGAUACGGAUUCGGCUGCCGUUCAGUUCGACGGCGACUGCACGCGGGCAAUCCAGAAGGCUGCUGACGCGCUGGUCGGGCCGCAGAAAUGGAUGGAUAUGGUCAGCGGUGCUGGCCAUGAUAGCGUGUAUACAAGCCGGCAUUGUCCCACGGCGAUGAUCUUUGUGCCGUGUCGCGACGGGGUCAGUCAUCAUUCGGAGGAGUAUUGUAGUCAGGAUGAUUGGUAA
This is a messenger RNA of Aspergillus melleus, 1311 nucleotides long. Its product is annotated as M20 family metallo-hydrolase. The record is from RefSeq and is a predicted model, not a curated record. Lineage: Eukaryota; Fungi; Ascomycota; Eurotiomycetes; Eurotiales; Aspergillaceae. Gene Ontology annotation, molecular function: hydrolase activity, acting on carbon-nitrogen (but not peptide) bonds, in linear amidines. The transcript has 3 exons. Bases 1 to 1311 code for a protein of 436 amino acids.